AAAUGCAACAAAUGCAACAAUUAUUUCAACAACAAUAUGGUGGUGGUGGAUUUAGAGCGGUUGGUAACCAAGGAGUGGUAGACGAGAAUGAUGAAGAAAACAAAAUAACGCAGACGAAACAAAUCUCGAGUGAAGGUUACCUUGCAAGUGUUUGGAUAUUCAAAUAUUGCUUGGUAAAAAGCACCCCGCAAGUCAACUGUACCAGUUACUCUAACACAGCUGUGCACAUGGAACGAAGUUGUCUGCAACUCUAGGAAAACAUGUUUGCGGGGUGAGAAUCACAUGACAAAGUUGCGGGGUGAGAAUCACAUGGCAAAGUUGCGGGGUGCAAUUCUCCUUGCAAAAUGUUGCGACUAACGUUUUUGCAGGGUGAGCGUGUCACCUCGCAAAUGUUACGUUGCAGGGUGGUAUUUAGCUUUGCGGGGUGAUUUGCACCUGGCAAAAUUGAGUUUUUUUUGUAGUGAAGAAUAUAAAUGGCUUAACAAGUUUGAAAUUUAGUACAUAGAUAGAAGAAUAUAAAUGGCUUAACAAGUUAACAGCAUAAUAUGACUCUAUAAAAAAAAUAAAAAACAACAUAGCAUCAUACUCUCUUCACGAGUUCCCUCCGUCUCUUAUGGCUACACCAGACUUAGCGGUGUGUCAAUAACAUGUAUAUGUUGCCUUUCCAAUACAAGCACUCAAUAGUCCUUUGCCCCUCUUCAAAGGCACAUAGGUCAACUAUCAGUUUCUCAAUACUAGAAUUAAAUUAUACAAGAAACAAGAUAAAAAAACAUUAAUGCACUUGUUUAGUAUAAAUAUAUGGUAGGGUGACGGAGUAGGGAAAAGAGAAAACAUCAUAGGAAAGUUUAUUUCUUUGUAUUAUUAGAGGAAGCUAGUAGUGAUGGGUGUCUCAAAGAGAAAUUGCUUAAUAUUUUUUGUGUUGCUUUCUUUGGCAAUGAAUAUGGAAACAAUUGCAGGAGCAGUAACAGACAACCUGAGCUGCAACUUUCUGAGCAGUCCGUGCUUUGGAAAGAAAAUAAAAUGCCCUAUUCAGUGCCCUCUUAAAUCACCCUCUGACCCAAAUGCCAAAGUUUGCUCUCUUGACUGUGCUUCUCCCAUAUGCAAAACUCAAUGCAAACAUCGCAAACCAAACUGCAAUGGUCGUGGAUCAGCAUGCUUAGACCCGCGCUUUGUUGGAGCAGAUGGAAUAGUUUUCUACUUCCAUGGAAGAUCCAAUCAACAUUUCGCCUUAGUAUCUGAUCAAAAUCUCCAAAUCAAUGCACGUUUCAUUGGCCUAAGACCCAAAGGUAGAGCAAGAGAUUAUACAUGGAUUCAAGCACUUGGAAUCCUCUUUGAAUCUCACAACUUCAUUGUGGAAGCAACCAAACCAACAAAAUGGGAUCAUGAAAUUGAUCAUUUGAAAUUCUCUUACAAUGGAGAGGAACUUCAUGUUCCUCGAGGUUACCUCUCUAAAUGGGAGUUUCAAGAAAAGAAAAUUAGUGUAGAGAGAACAUCAAACACCAACAGUGCUGUUGUUAAUGUUCAUGGAAUUGUGGAGAUAUAUGUGAAUGUUGUGCCUGUAACUAAGGAAGAUAGUAGAAUUCAUAACUAUCAAAUUCCUGAUAAUGAUUGUUUUGCUCAUUUGGAGGUUCAGUUUAAAUUUUAUGAUCUGUCUUCCAAAGUUGAAGGUGUUCUUGGGAGGACUUAUCAGCCGGAUUUUGAAAAUCCAGCGGCUAAGUUAGGUGUGGCAAUGCCGGUGGUUGGAGGUGAAGAUAGAUAUAGAACUACAUCACUUCUUUCUUCUGAUUGUGGUGCUUGUUUAUUUGUUCCUGGUGAUAAUUCCAGAAACAACAACAAUGUGAUUGUGCAAGUGUUGCCAACAGUGGGAAUGGUGUAGUUUGCAACAAAAAAUUAUUGAUGUUGUUUGUGAUAAUAUUAUUGUUUUCUGUUGUGUUAUAUAAAAAGACAAGUGUUUGUCAUGGAUUUACCUUGAAUAAAAAGUUCAAUGUUUUAUUGGCUACUGUGAAAAACUUUAACACCUUGA
Messenger RNA from Vicia villosa (hairy vetch), 2023 nucleotides. RefSeq lists its product as uncharacterized. The record is from RefSeq and is a predicted model, not a curated record. The transcript is spliced from 3 exons. Lineage: Eukaryota; Viridiplantae; Streptophyta; Magnoliopsida; Fabales; Fabaceae. The coding region runs from base 881 to 1876 and encodes 331 amino acids.